Molecule: messenger RNA, 483 nt
Organism: Cornus florida
Lineage: Eukaryota; Viridiplantae; Streptophyta; Magnoliopsida; Cornales; Cornaceae
Exons: 5
Coding region: 1-483 (160 amino acids)
Molecular function (GO): glutaminyl-peptide cyclotransferase activity
Source: RefSeq, a predicted model, not a curated record
AUGUGUCAAGUCGGUGAUUACAAGUUUUUAGCCCCUCGCUCUGUUUCUAUACGAAUUCCAGAGUCUCUAUCAGCCUGUGUACAGCAUAUUGGUGAAGACAUUAGCAUAAUAUUUGGUGGGCGAGUUUCCUUUACAUCUGUCCAUGCAAUUCAUGACUUGACACUUCUAUUUUUGUCAUCCCAGUCAACAGUUAGUAAAGUAGCUAUUCAAACCGGUAAGGUUGAGGCACUUCAACAAAUGGAUGAUUCUCAAUUUGGAGAGGGUUUAACUCUUCUUGGUGAAAGGUUGUAUCAAGUAACUUGGUUGGAGAAAACUGGUUUCAUAUAUGAUCGAUAUAAUUUAAGCAAAGUUUGUGCUUUAACCUUUUCCUUUGUACAAUUCAUGGUUUUUGUUUUUGUUGUUUGUGGUGUGUUCUAUGGUUUCUUGUUUUUUGUGUGCUUUUGGUUGAAUUCUUAUAGGGUGUUUAAUUUUUUCAUUUCAUGA